AUGUCCGAAAUGGAUUGGAACGCGACAGUAACUCAUAACCUAUCUGCCUUUUUGAUACCUCACAUCAACCAUUCGGAUCCAAGGCCUUUCUCCCCGCCGGUCAACGUCUCCUUCGAUGCCGGAGCCACGAGCACCGGAAUACUGGCCGUAGCGUUCAACGGCCUGGCACUGCUGGUAACUCUCAACAAAGCAUCCCUGUGGACACCCUUCAACCUGUACAUCGUCGCCAUAAUGUGCAGUAAUGUGGCCUUCGGAUGUCUGGACCGUGUGCUGGACAUCGUCGCGCAUGCGUACGGGUCUGUGUGGCUGGGUCCUUCCCUGUGCACCUUACGCCUGUAUUCCCUAUACGUCAUAUCCCCUCUCAUAUACAACUUCCACUGGCUGAUCACGCUCAAUCGCGCCUGGGCACUCUUCGUACCCAUCUCCUACCGUGCCCGCCAUAAUCGCAAAACGGCCGUCCUUCUCUGCGGUGCCGUAAUGGUCUACGUGCAUAGCUUCAUGCUGCCGCUGCUGAUUCGCGAUCGUCUCUUCUAUCGUUUGCCGUUGGAGGACGGCUGCCGGCUCAAUAACGGCCGCCAGCUCGCUCUUGUUGAGUUGACGUCCAUUCUGAUUUAUGACGUACCCAAAGUGGGCAUUGUGGUCGUCUUCCCCUUCUUACUGUGGAAGAUGUUGUCGCGACGACGAGCCAGCCCGGUGGCUAAUCCCGCUGUACCGGCCCAUGCUCGACCGGAAGGCAGGCAGGAAGGUUCCCAGCGUCCCUUUAUCCUGCUGACGUUUUACACCGGCAGUACCUUGGUUUGUUGGUGGCCGAUUAUGUGCUACUCUGUUAUUCUCACCUACAGUCCAAAUACCAAACUGGACCCCACCCUGUAUCGACUCUCGUCCACUCUCUACAUCAUCCAAGCUUUCCUGGAUCCGCUGAUUUUCUGCCUGGCCCUCGGCAACAUAUGGAAAUGUUCGCCCCAGCUUUUCAAAACAAGGGCUAAUAACCAAGUCAGCAAUUCUGGACAGAAAAGCCGGCGCCGCCAAUCGUAG
Messenger RNA from Paramacrobiotus metropolitanus, 1035 nucleotides. Its product is annotated as proteinase-activated receptor 3-like. Lineage: Eukaryota; Metazoa; Tardigrada; Eutardigrada; Parachela; Macrobiotidae. The coding region runs from base 1 to 1035 and encodes 344 amino acids. Gene Ontology annotation, molecular function: G protein-coupled receptor activity. The record is from RefSeq and is a predicted model, not a curated record. Gene Ontology annotation, biological process: G protein-coupled receptor signaling pathway. The transcript has a single exon. Gene Ontology annotation, cellular component: membrane.